GCAGCUGCAGGGGUCCUGACUCCAAACACAGCAAAGAUGGCGGCAGCUUCCAUGAUGCCGAUUUUCAGCCAGAACGUUUCUUCUAAAAGUGACCUGGUUCCGGACUGGACCCGCCAGGAAGUUAGCACAGGGACCACCAUCAUGGCGGUGGAGUACGACGGAGGAGUCGUGGUCGGGGCCGACUCUCGGACCACCACCGGAGCGUACAUCGCCAACAGAGUGACGGACAAACUGACCCGGAUCCAUGACCGGAUCUACUGCUGCAGGUCCGGUUCUGCCGCAGACACUCAGGCCAUCGCUGAGGUGGUCUCCUAUCAGCUGGGCUUUCACAGCAUUGAGCUGGACGAGCCCCCCCUGGUGGAGACGGCCGCUCACCUGUUCAGGGCCAGCUGUUAUCGGUACCGGGAGGAGCUGAUGGCGGGUAUCCUGGUGGCGGGCUGGGACCGCAGGAAGGGGGGCCAGGUGUACUGCGUUCCUAUAGGAGGCAUGCUGGUGCGGCAGCCGGUGUCGGUGGGCGGCAGCGGCAGCUCCUACAUCUACGGCUAUAUGGACUCCAACUACAAACCCGGACUCAGCAAGGACCAGUGUCUGGACCUCACCGCCAAAGCGCUCGCUCUGGCCAUGGAGAGGGACGGCUCCAGCGGGGGCGUGGUCCGGCUGGCGACCAUCUCUGAGAAGGGCGUGGAGAGGCGUGUCCUCCUGGGAGACCAGCUGCCCAAGUUCUCCACGCACUGAGCGUGCUCAGUCCAGUUCUGAUCGUGGUGUUAAUAAAGGUUUCACUCUCUGUU
Molecule: messenger RNA, 788 nt
Organism: Oryzias melastigma (Indian medaka)
Lineage: Eukaryota; Metazoa; Chordata; Actinopteri; Beloniformes; Adrianichthyidae
Gene: psmb6
Product: proteasome 20S subunit beta 6
Exons: 7
Coding region: 37-735 (232 amino acids)
Cellular component (GO): proteasome core complex
Molecular function (GO): threonine-type endopeptidase activity
Source: RefSeq, a predicted model, not a curated record